This is a messenger RNA of Cavia porcellus (domestic guinea pig), 2847 nucleotides long. RefSeq names its product CD5 molecule like (gene Cd5l). Gene Ontology annotation, biological process: zymogen activation. Gene Ontology annotation, cellular component: plasma membrane. Gene Ontology annotation, molecular function: serine-type endopeptidase activity. NCBI's taxonomy places the organism in Eukaryota, Metazoa, Chordata, Mammalia, Rodentia, Caviidae. The record is from RefSeq and is a predicted model, not a curated record. Bases 271 to 1356 code for a protein of 361 amino acids. The transcript is spliced from 7 exons.
UUACUGGACAUCAUUGCACUGCGCUGCCCUAGUAUAAAGGACAUUAUACUAAGAGUGAAAGGAGAGCUCCCUAAGGAGUCACAUGAACUGCUCACUCCUAGUUGUUUCCUAUUGGCCUCGAAAAUAUUAUCCUGCAAAACUCCAAUCCUUCCUCACCAAGGUCUGGCCGUCUUCCUCCUCUUAGCCCACUGGAAGCCACAGCUGAAUAUUACUGCUCCUGGCCUACACUCGGCUUUAAAUUUCAGCUUUUCACUUUCAGCUGUCCGGAUCAUGGCUCUGCCAUUCAUCUUGAUCCUCGCCAUUUGCCCUGGACCUGGCAUCUCCGGAACUUCACCCAGAGUACGACUGGUGGGAGGUCCCCACCACUGUGAAGGGCGAGUGGAAGUGGAAUGGGAUGGCCAGUGGGGCACAGUGUGUGAUGAUGGCUGGGGCCUGGAGGAUGUGGCUGUGGUGUGCCGGGAGCUGGGCUGUGGAACAGCCAAGAAAUCUCCUAGUGGUACUAUGUAUGAGCCUUUGGCAGAAAAGAAUCAGCCUGUCCUCAGCCAAAAUGUCAAUUGCAAUGGGAUGGAAGACACACUGGCUGAAUGCGAGCAAGAUAAAGAUGUUUUUAAUUGUGGACAUGAAGAGGAUGCUGGGGCAUCAUGUGAGAUGCCAGGAAGCUCUUCCACUUCAGAGCUAGAAAGCUCCUCCACAGUCCCAGAGAUCCCUUUCUUCCUGGUCCCAAAGAGUGUGCGGCUAGUCGAUGGCCCUGGACACUGUGCUGGGCGAGUGGAGGUGCAGCAUGAAGGCCAGUGGAGCACUGCGUGCAAAAGAGGAUGGAACCUCCAGGCGGCCAAGGUGUUGUGUCGGCAGCUGGGAUGCGGGAGGGCCCUGAUCGCCCGAAGACAAUGCAACAAGACCAUCCAGGAUCAAGUGUCCAUCUGGAUGAGCAAGAUCAAAUGCUCAGGACAAGAAGCCACCAUUCAGGACUGUGAUUCUGGGCCUUUAAAGAGGAACAGCUGUAGCCAUUAUGAUGACACAUGGGUAGAAUGCGAAGAUGCCUGUGAGCUGAAGCUGGUAGGAGGAGACAGCAUGUGCUCUGGGCGACUAGAAGUACUACAUAAGGACAAAUGGGGCACUGUCUGUGAUGACAAUUGGGGAGACUUGGAAGACCAAGUGGUAUGCAAGCAACUGGGCUGUGGAAAGCCCCUUGUUUCACCCUCCAGGAAAAGAUAUGCUCCUGGGGCUGGCCGCAUCUGGCUGGAUGAUGUUCGUUGCUCAGGGAAGGAGCAGUCCCUCGACCAGUGCAAGCACAGGGUUUGGGGGUAUCAUGACUGUGACCACAAGGAAGAUGUAGGUGUGACCUGCUCAGAAUAAUAUCCUGGCCAUCUUGAUGUUUUACCUGGCCUCUGGGGGCCUUGUAUGUCCCCUGGAUGUUCAUCUGAACCCUAAUUAUUCUAGCAUCAAAUUGGACCCCCACUUCUGCCACCACUUCCUCUGCCACUCAGGAAUUUUAACUCUGCGCUUAGAUCUUGAUCUAGGGACAAGAACCUGUUCAUUGUUGCCAGGACAUAGCAGCUGUUGAAUUCUCUUUUUGAAGAAAAUGAGCCUUCCUUUGUCCUUGCUUACCCUGACUGCUUUGCACUGUUUGUGGCCUCUAUUGUCUCUUCCCACCUGCCUGCUAUCCGCAGGCCUGCCUCUUGGACCAGAUAUAUAAUCCACUGUUAAGGAAAUACCAGUGUCUGUAAACCACAUCAAAGGAAAGAAACCUCAAAAAGAACAUUUUAAAGGACAUAUGAGUAGAUGAGUUUUUGGAAUCUGAGAAAAUGGAAUCUUUAUGAACCCUUGUUGUCAAUCUUUAGCUGAUCACAGCAAAUAAUACCACCUCAUUGUUUUGCUAUUUCUUGGGGAAGGUAGACUACUCCUUCAGCCUCAGAGCAAUGUUCUCUAGCUCCAGGAUUUUCUGGGACACAUAGUAAAAAAUGUUUUUCCUCUGAGUAUUCUAGUAAACUAUCUUUCUUGUCCACUUCUGUGCCACCAGACAACAUGGUUGGCAUUUAACAAAAGUAAUCUCACAAAUGCAUUUUACUUUAUCCAAAGAAAAGUGUAUUUGUUAAUGAGAAAAGGUCAGGAGAGAGGUAGAAAGUGACUGGGAGGACUACAGUUGUAUCUCAUGGUACUCAGAAAGUAUUAUUUUCAUUUUAUCAACAGAGACUUUGGAGCCUAUAAAUUUUAGGCAAGAUAGAAUGAGACUUAAGAGAGAAUUGAAAUUUACUUGUAAAUCUCAACAACUUUAGAUUCUGAAAUUAAGCUGAUGCUAAUACUAGGGUUAGCUUUACGCUAAUAAAUUGGAUCUUGCAAUUUCAACAGUUGCCUGUAUGAGAUGCUCUUUUUUCUCACUGGGAAACAAGUAUGUCAGCUCAUCAGUGAGGAGAUUUUGGACAGGAUUAGCUACAAGAAAACCUGCCAGCAAGUACAACCAUAUGUAUAGUACAACUCUUCUCUGGGUAGGGAAUUUCUUUUCAUUUCCUGUUCCAUUAAUUCUGCCAUUCUUGUUUUCCUUUUUACAAAAUCACCUUAUAUUUUUUAUUACCAUGUAUUAAUUGUGCUUAUUAGUGGGGCUCAGUGUGACAUUUCAACACAUGCAUAUGGUAGGCAUGGACCAAAUCCAACCUUUCUUUAUUUACCCUGCCCUCUUCCAUUCUUCCCUAGCUCUAGUUAUCAUUAUUGUAUAUUUAGAUGUAUUUUUAUUCAGUUUCCAUAUGUGUGAGAGAGAAUGUGAUACUUUUCUAUGCUUGACUUGUUUCAGUUGACCUAAUCUCUGCUUACAUUUAGGAUUUAUGGCUAAAUAAAAUUUCAGUGUCUGUA